AUGAUAAAAAAGGAAGACUUUUCAAAUUACACGAAUGAUGCCUUUAAGUUUGAAAGAUCGGAAUUAGAUAAGGCAUGGGAUAAGUACAAAAGUAUUUUUGAUAGUUGUUCUGAGGUCACAAUAGAGAAAAAGAAAGAGUUGUUAAUGGUCCAAACUAAACACCCACAAGUUCGCAAAACAUACGUGCGGUGUAUAAAUAUACUCUCAAAAGCUAAAGAAAAUAUAGGCAAAAAUAAAGAAGACAAUGUAGAAUCAGCAGUUCCAAAUUUUUGUGGUUCCAUAUCCGUACCUCCUUGUGAUACUGGAGUUUUUCAUGGGGAUUACGUUUCGUGGCCCACAUUUAGAGAUAUGUUUACUGCUAUUUACAUAAACAACACAAGACUUAGCCCUGUAGAAAAAUUAUUUUACUUGUUCAGAAAAACUGAUGGUGAAGCUAGGGAUAUUAAUAGAAAUGUAGUUCUAACAGCAGAAAAUUUCGAAAUAGCUUGGAACAAUUUAAAGAUUCAAUAUGAAAAUAAACGAGUUUUGAUUAAUAGUCAAUUGAAGUUGCUCUUUAAUUUAGCUCCUUGCCAACAAGAAUCGGCUUGUGAAAUUAAGAGACUUCAAAGGGAAAUAAAUAACUGUAUGGCUAUUUUAAAGCUCUAUAAUGUCAACAUUGAUUCAUGGGACCCAAUUUUUGUAUUUCAAUGUUCAUCACGGCUCUCAGAAUGUUCACUUAAUCUAUGGGAACAAUCAGUAAAGAACAAAACAGAGGUUCCCAAGUGGGAAGAAUUAAAUAAUUUUCUCACCGAUAGAUUUCAUGCUCUUGAGAGUGUAUCUGAUAUUAUAGCGAUAAAUAACAAGCAUCCCAGUGGUUCCCAAUCAGAAUUCAAUAGUAACAAUAACCAUACAUCAACCAAAGUCAAACAAUUUAAGGCCCAUAAUACUAAGGUUGAAACGAUUUAUUGCAAAUUAUGCAAAGAAAACCAUAAAAUUAGUUCAUGUCACAAGUUUUUGGCUAUGGAUUAUAAAAAUCGUGUUUCAACUUUAAAAAGAUUUCGUUAUUGUUUUAAUUGCCUUAAUAUGGGACAUAUGUAUGGUGAUUGUAGUAGUCCAAAUGGUUGCUCCAAGUGCAAAAGAAAACACCAUACUUUAAUGCACAGAGAUUUUGUAAAGAAAAAUAAUAAUAUCCAAAAUCAAAGUAAUUCUAGAAAUCAGGGUGAAAGUCAAAAUAAUUCUGUCCAACAAAUACAGUCCACAAAUACAAACCAAUUACAGUCCACUAAUGCCGCAGGUCCAUCUGGUGUUGUUCAGUCACAUCACACUUCAGUUGCAAAGAAA
This is a messenger RNA of Lucilia cuprina (Australian sheep blowfly), 1320 nucleotides long. RefSeq lists its product as uncharacterized. The transcript has a single exon. The annotation marks the transcript as partial. The record is from RefSeq and is a predicted model, not a curated record. Gene Ontology annotation, molecular function: zinc ion binding; nucleic acid binding. Lineage: Eukaryota; Metazoa; Arthropoda; Insecta; Diptera; Calliphoridae.